Molecule: messenger RNA, 807 nt
Organism: Chilo suppressalis (striped riceborer)
Lineage: Eukaryota; Metazoa; Arthropoda; Insecta; Lepidoptera; Crambidae
Source: the annotation of a GenBank genome assembly
AUGUCUUCUGGAAGUGAAAGUGAUGAAGAAUAUGUGCCUGGUGUUCCAGAGCAAGUUUCUGAAGAAGACUCGGCUGAUGAAGAAACUGAUUUGCAAUUUGAGAAAGAGUUGGAACAUAAAACCAAAAAGCGAAAGUCAGACGUGGCAACUAAUGGUAGAAGCAAAAAGCGAACUAGGAACAGUUGCAUUAAAACCAAUCAAGAACCAGAAACAAAAGAAGAGAAACAGCCUGAAGAACCAGGUAACCCAGAGGAUGAAAAGAAAAGGGAAGAUGAUUUGUGGGCAAUGUUUUUAGAAGGUACAGAUACUAAGCCUAAGCCUGCACAAAAGUUGGAAAAUAAAGCAAACGAUCAAACAAAAACCUCUCUAGACAAUAUUAAGGAAAAAAGUGUAGCCGACAAGAAUGACAAAAAAUCCAUUGACGAUAGCAAAGAUAGAGAAAGGAGAAUAUUUGAAUUCGCGGGUGAAACAAUUGUUGUCGAAAAUGAUGUGAUUAAAGAAAAGAUCAAAACCUCAGAGAAGCCUGCAACAGUUGACAAGGACGAUGGCCCAUCCCGAAGUCGAGCGUCAGGAGGUGUAGCAGGAAUCUUAGGACAGUUAAAUAAGAAAAACAAACUAUCCACUUUAGAAAAGUCUAAACUUGACUGGAUGACUUACAAAAAAGAAGAGGGUAUUGAAGAGGAAAUACAAAGUCACAACAAGGGCAAGGCUGGGUACUUAGAUCGUAAAGAUUUUUUGGAGCGAGCAGAUAUUCGGCAGUACGAAAUUGAAAGAGAUUUGAGGAUGAGCCGGCGUAGCAACCGAUAG